AUGGCCUCAUUGAUCUUGAGUGCAAUAUGGAUCCGAAAGGGUGUAGCGGCUCAGUUCCCUCAAAGAUACAAUCUGAAUGAGCAAGAAAUGGAGCAAGUGAAUCAAAUGGCGGGAGAUAGACUAGAACAAGUGAGUCAGGAACUUUCACAGGCUCAAUUUGAGGAGGAGAAAGUUGAUGUUGAUGAAAUCAUUGGAGGUGAAUCCAAUGACAAAGAUAACAAGAAAGAGGAGGGUGAAGAUGCAGAUAAAGAUUGGACAGAUCAAUAG
Melampsora larici-populina 98AG31 is the source of this 267-nucleotide messenger RNA. RefSeq lists its product as uncharacterized. NCBI's taxonomy places the organism in Eukaryota, Fungi, Basidiomycota, Pucciniomycetes, Pucciniales, Melampsoraceae. The coding region runs from base 1 to 267 and encodes 88 amino acids. The transcript has 2 exons. The record is from RefSeq and is a predicted model, not a curated record.